Daphnia carinata is the source of this 2017-nucleotide messenger RNA. Its product is annotated as serine hydroxymethyltransferase, mitochondrial-like. Gene Ontology annotation, biological process: purine nucleobase biosynthetic process; tetrahydrofolate interconversion; protein homotetramerization. The coding region runs from base 342 to 1802 and encodes 486 amino acids. Gene Ontology annotation, cellular component: mitochondrial inner membrane; BRISC complex; nucleus. The transcript is spliced from 9 exons. The record is from RefSeq and is a predicted model, not a curated record. Lineage: Eukaryota; Metazoa; Arthropoda; Branchiopoda; Diplostraca; Daphniidae. Gene Ontology annotation, molecular function: mRNA regulatory element binding translation repressor activity; pyridoxal phosphate binding; zinc ion binding.
GGUCAAGAGAUUCUUUAACCUUCAAACACUUUCUAUACUUGUUCGCAUAUUUGAAUAUCGUUUUACUGCUUUUGCCCAUUUUCUUUCACUUAAAGACACAUUUUUCUAAAACAAAUAAAGUAAAUGGAAGUCAGCACUGACUAUUGAGCAGUCGAUAAGUGCUUAAAUUCGAUUUACGAUACUUUCAUUCACGUUAACAUCAACCUGGCAACUGCGCGCAAACAAAAUAAACAAGUGGACUUCGGAAUUUCUGGUGAAUAUUUAGAUGUUAGACGCGUAGACGAAAAAAUAGUGUAUGUAUCAGCUAGCCCACAAUUGCCUUGUUGUAUAACAGCCCUAAUAUGAACAGAAUAACAUCUACCCUGAAGGUUCGAUUACCUAUCGUUCGAGUAUUUGGAUCAAAAUGCAUGUCUAAGUGGACUGGACAAGAAUCCCUAGCUCAAGAUGAUCCUGAAAUGUGGGCUCUCAUUAACGCGGAAAAGAUGAGACAAAAACAAGGAUUAGAACUCAUUGCUUCAGAGAAUUUCUGUAGCCGUGCUGGCCUUGAAGCCCUGGGAUCAUGCCUCAACAACAAGUACUCAGAAGGUUAUCCUAAUCAAAGAUAUUACGGUGGAACUGAAGUUAUUGACAAAAUAGAGAUCUUGUGCCAAAAUCGUGCCUUGGAGGCCUUCAAUUUGGACCCAGCAAAAUGGGGUGUAAACGUUCAACCUUAUUCUGGAUCCCCAGCCAAUUUUGCUACCUACACCGCCCUUAUGAUGCCCCAUGAUCGUAUUAUGGGAUUGGAUUUGCCUGACGGUGGACAUUUAACACACGGCUUCAUGAGUGAUACAAAGCGUGUUUCCGCCACGUCAGUCUACUUUGAAUCCAUGCCUUAUCGACUGGACGUCAACACAGGGCUAAUUGACUAUGACAUGCUCCGCAAAACAGCCAAACUUUUCCGUCCCAAAAUCAUCAUUGCUGGUACAUCGGCCUAUUCUCGAUUACUCGACUACAAAACAUUUCGCGAGAUAUGCGACGAGGUAAAAGCCUAUCUCUUGGCAGAUAUGGCGCACAUCAGUGGGCUGGUAGCUGGUCGAGUGAUACCGAGCCCAUUCGAUUACGCAGACGUGGUUACAAGUACCACGCACAAGACGUUGCGCGGUCCACGUUCUGGGUUGAUUUUCUUCCGUCGCGGUGUCAAGGCCAAGGAUAAGACAGGCAAAGACAUCUUGUACGAUUUAGAACAGAAGAUAAAUCAGGCUGUUUUCCCAUCUCUGCAAGGUGGUCCUCACAAUCACGCAAUCGGAGGAGUUGCAGUUGCUCUCCGGCAGGCAAAUACCCCAGAAUUUCGUGAAUACCAGCAGCAGGUCUUGCGUAAUGCGAAGGCUAUGGCAAAAGCAUUGAUGGCGAAAGGAUAUACGCUAGUUUCUGGGGGUACAGAUACUCAUUUGGUGCUGGUUGAUCUUCGACCAAAAGGCUUGGAUGGUGCUAGGGCAGAACAGGUCUGUAAUAGGACUUCUAUUUCAGUGAACAAAAAUACCUGUCCAGGAGAUAAGAGUGCUAUGACACCAGGGGGUUUAAGAUUGGGUGCCCCAGCUUUAACAUCCAGAGGAUUUGUUGAAAAAGAUUUUGAGCAGAUGGUGGAGUUCUUUCAUCGAGCAAUUCAGAUUGCUUCAGAGGUCAAGCAAAAAACAAGUAAACUGAAGGAUUACAAGGAUUAUUUGGAGAGCAAUGAGGAAAUCAAAGCCAAAAUGGUUGCUCUGAAAAGUGAGGUGAACAAGUUUGCUUUGCAGUUUCCAAUGCCAGGAUUUGAAGAUCAUUGAAUUGAGUGAUAGAUAACCAAGUUUUCAGUGCUCAAACAUACAUUCUAAAAAUCAUUAUUCUAAAUAGCAUUCAGACUGAGAUAUUGAACUGUUAGACGUUUUUACAUUUAACAAGUUUCCUUCAAUGGUUGUGCAAACUUUUCAGACACUUAACUACAGCUAGAUCAAAACCAUGUACGAUAUUACACCCAUAAGCAAAGAAAUAUUUACCUGUU